This is a messenger RNA of Linderina pennispora, 2088 nucleotides long. RefSeq lists its product as uncharacterized. NCBI's taxonomy places the organism in Eukaryota, Fungi, Kickxellomycota, Kickxellomycetes, Kickxellales, Kickxellaceae. The annotation marks the transcript as partial. The record is from RefSeq and is a predicted model, not a curated record. The transcript is spliced from 13 exons.
ACACCUUGCCGGUGCACACACAGCAGACCCCCCUCAAGACCACCGGCAUUGAACUACGGCAAGAGCAUCCGCGAGAACAAGCGGUUCAUCCGAUCGAUUCAGCUGCUCAACGAUACCAUAGACAAGGGUGAUCUGGACUCUGCAUGGACAGCAUAUUCUCUGCUGGGUGUGCAGGACGUCAGAAAUGAAGUGCACAGGGUGAUUCCGCGGCAGAAGCUGGAAUUAAUAGCAGCGAAUACAAUGGAGGCGGCACGUACGGUGUAUCGGUGCGUAAAGCUGCUGGACUACCUUAUUGCGGUCAGCAAGUUGUUUAAGAGGCGGCGAAACAGCCUUGUGGUUCUACGGUUAGCACUGGGUCAGUGCAUAAGACGAUCGAUUGAGGAGCGGCUUUUGGACAGCCCGCGUAGCGCUGAGCAGAUCGUUCGCAUGUGGGAGGAAAUGACGACAAGGCUCACAUACUACAACAUACACUUGUUGAUUCUGGGCGCCUGGAAGGCGAACCGGCAUCCUCGUGUAUCAGCAACAACACUGUCGUUCUACACGCAAGAGUGUGCUCGUGACAUCGAUCCCGAGCGCGAGGCCUUGCGCAUGUUUGAGCGUGCCAUGGAUGAUCCGACAGCGCAAAAGACAGAAGCCAUAUACUACUAUAUCUUCCGCGCCAUGAGCACAGCGUUUGCCAAGAUCUGUACCUCGAUCUUCCAGAUGAUGGCAGACAAGCAUAUCAAUAUCGGUCUGCGCACGUAUCGCGAGCUGAUCAUAUGUAUGCUCCGGUUCAAGAUGACUGACAAGGCGCGGCGACUGUUUGAAUUCGCCAUUGAGAACCUGGACUCGACCAAGGUCGAUGCAAAAUCGCCGCAUGAGAUGCAGCUGUCGCUGAGGCACCAUCUCCGAACGAUGCCUGAUUUGAUGUUGGUGUUCCGCCAGUUCCCGCAUCAGGUGCUGGCUGACCAAUUUGGCAUCUUCAAGGGCGACCUCCAGGCGUUCUUGGAUCCACAGCCUAUGUUCGAAUACCUGCAAACGAUGCGGCGAGUGAGGAGGGCAGCGGAUUUCCUCGCCUGCAUCUUGACUGGAAAUCGACUCGGGGAUGGAGCAGGGCUUGCUCUGGUCGAGGCCCAGAUACGUGCGUUCUGCCAGUGGGCAGCGGGCGUCGACCGGCGCUGGCUGUACAACUACCGGAUCAUCUACCACCUGCUGCCAGGAGUGCAAUUUGUACGUGGGCUCGUCGAUAACUGUGCGACUUACCUGGGCUUGACGUUUCGGCAGUAUGUGCAGCACAAGGUGGCCCAGGAUGACAAGACCUUGCAAUAUGGCGCUAGGAAAGAACGGGCGAUGUGGCCGUCGUUUAUGUAUAUACAGUCAAAUGGGCCGAUGGCACAGCUCCAUCCGCUGGACACAUCCCACGGCGCUUAUUCGGGUGCUGUGCAGCACAGCCAUGCUACAAAAUCCAUAGACGACGCAAAGCAAAGCUGGAAGCAGCUAUUGGCGCUGAUGCAUGAUGGUGGUAGUGCCCGGCUAGCGAUGGAUAUGAACACAGUUGGGAUUCUCUCGCUGGUGGCUGUGCAGGCGCAGGACUGGGCGUUCGGGCAACAGAUCUGGGACGACGCCUUUGCCCUGCUCGACAGAGCUGCAGCAACCUUGUCUGGGCACAGCGUGCGCAGGUCCAUCAAGCGCACCAGCCCUGCACCGGCGGCACCCACACGGCACCUAUUCGAUGACUCGGCCCUGGCGCGUAUGUUCUCGGCUAUUGCUCGGCACAACAUCCCCGUGUCCUCGGGCCUACUAUGCCAAGGCAUCCGCUGCGCAUUCGAGGUCGGACGGAUUGAGAUCGCUGAUGUGCUCGAGCAGUGGCAGCUGCAGCGCGAGCGCUCUGGCGCAGCCAAUGAUGGCUAUUUACGCGAGUACUUUGGCACCUUCGCGCUACCCGAGAUUCCGGCCAGCCGGGCGUCGAUUCUGGGGCUGGUCCAAAGCUCCGCUCAAUGUCCGCAGCUGUCGCGGCUGGUCGCCGAGCAGAUGCAGGCGUGAGCGCUUUUUCAAAAGCCGCGUGGACGAUGAUUUUUAGGGAUUAAUUAUUGUAAUCAGAUGAGCUCC